CAUUCUUCCUUUUAUCUCAUCAACAAAUUAUACACAUUAGAUGAAUGAUAAACCAACUAGUGUCCCCAAAAGAGAGAUACGUAAUAAAAAUAAAAGUCAAAACCUAGAGACACAAAUUGAUAUAAAGUGAUUUAUUUGAUAGACUUUUUAUUUCAUUCCCCCGAUGUUUCACGCUGUUGAAUCUCUCUGUGUGGUACAAAAAAAAAAAAAGGAUAUAUGUAUAUAAAGAAACGGGACCUCACGCAGCCCCACGUCGAACAUUCAAUUUUUGUUGUUACUUUUAACGAUCCGGAGGAACUCUGAAAUCUAUUUUCCGGACAAGCAAACACAUCAGUGAUUUAGAGAAACAGCGGAUUAUUCGGGGUAGUGUGGGGUUAUAGGGGGAGGGGAGGGGGGAGAGGAUAUAAAAUACGGUGGAGAGCAUACGAUUUCGAUCGGUGAGAACUUCUCGUUAUCCUUAAAAAAGAAUUACGAGUGAGGAAAGAACUUGUCCGAGCGUGACGCGAUAAAGAGGCGACGACAGAAUGGAAAGAAACACCCAGAGAGGAGACAAACUAAGUAGAAAAGGGAACAACAAUAUAUCAGUGAUGAGAGUGGAAUGAAAUUUUCUCCGACGGAACGAUCAUCCGAGAUCGGGAGAGACAAUGAAGAGAUAACGCCACCAGUUUAUUUGACACCUGACUUUUUCCAGGAUUUUUCCCGGAGGAGCUGGGGGUCGUCGGCUGAGUCGACUCCUCCAUUCAGUUUAAUUCAUAAAAAGAAAUAUGAAGAGAUACGAAGAGAGGAAGAGACACAAGAAGCCGUGGCACGUGACCUCGAGGACCGUACGAGUCAACUCGCUCAAGUAGCCGGGCUCUGCCCUUUGAACCACGGCAAUUUCGAAUUAUGUCUCCCGGAGAACGGAUAACGACGGGGAAGCCAACAGUAGCUGAGAAAGAGUCACCUGUACGGUUAGCGUUACCUGUUGAGUACAUUCUGCAGGUACAAAUAUCUCGAACGGAUGUCUCACUGUACAAAUGUCAGUCAACUCGUUUAUUUUUUUUU
Diachasmimorpha longicaudata is the source of this 1044-nucleotide messenger RNA. RefSeq lists its product as uncharacterized. The record is from RefSeq and is a predicted model, not a curated record. Lineage: Eukaryota; Metazoa; Arthropoda; Insecta; Hymenoptera; Braconidae. The coding region runs from base 599 to 907 and encodes 102 amino acids. The transcript is spliced from 4 exons.